GGAUUCUUCAUCUUGCAUUCAAAAACAACGUUUUAGCAUCAUGUCCAUUCAACAGGAUUCGGAAUAUAGUCGUAAAGCAUCAUCACAACUAGUUGGUGAUAGUAAUCCUUCUUCCACUGGUAUUAGUGAAGCCCAAACAAAUGAUAGACUGGAGUUACGAAAGAAAGAAUUACGGUCCAUGGUCGGGGAAAAAUAUACGGAUUUGAUAGCGGCUGCAGAUACUAUUAUCAACAUGGACAAAAGGGCAAAGAUCAUACAGCGAAACUUUGAACGGAUGCAAGAUUCCUGUGAUGUUUACGCGAUCCAACGUCAGGCCACCAAAGUACAAGACCUUGAAACAAAUGGACAAGAUCCUCAAGAUCAAAAGCGACGACAGUUAUAUGUAUUAGCUGCCAUGAUCAAGUCUUUAGCUGAUGUACCCGAACAGAUAUGGCAUGCUCUUGAAGGACACCAUUAUUUACAAGCUGGUUCUUUGUACAUUCUGGCACAAAAAGUUCAUGAUUAUCUUGAAACGGAAGACUCAUUUCUCGUGGAUAUUGAUAUUGCUUUUCCAGUAAUACAACGACAAUGGGAUGCCAUCAGCUUCUUUAGACCUCAGAUCAUUCAAAAAUCAGUUCAUCAUCUACGUGCAUUUGUGUUAGACUCGGAAGAUGUGGCGAAAAUACUUGUUGGAUUAAUGUUAAUGGAUGGAAUGACAAUGAAAACAACUAUUGAGACUCUAUUGGAUAUGCGGAAACGGGUGAUUAGUGACUUGAUACAGCAAUCCAUCAAAGAAAAGUCUGAUUUCGCAGAUCAAAAGCUCUCUCGUCAACUACGCGAGAUUGCUCUCCUUAUUCGAAGAACUUUGGUUCAUAUACAUGACAUUUAUCUACCUUUUUCGACUUCUCAUCAAAGUUUAUUGUCUGAUUAUGUGGAACAAAUGCAGACGACUUUUACGAUACCCAACUAUAGCAGCAAUAGCAAUAAUCAUAACAACAGUAACGAAAUUUCACAACAACAACAACCUGAUCUGUCUACAUCCAGUAACUCAAUCAAGGCAACAUCAUCCACAUCAUCCUUGGCCAUCACCAGACUCUUCUCCCCAAGUGCCAAUGCACAUCUUUUGAUUCGUUAUUUACCACCAGCUAUUCAACAAUAUACUCCCACCUUCAAUAUGGACGAUCAAUUAACAACAGAUGCGAUUUCGGCAAUGACACGACAAUGGUUGGAUGAUGUGAAAGAAGAACUGGAGAUGCAUUUGGAAACAAUUUUACAACCUGUCACUACCACGGAAAAAUUACUAGAUAUACGUGCUCGACUUUGGGAUCUUCUACGUGACGAUGAAUAUGGAAAUGGAAAAACAUUUUGGUCAAAGGUAUGUCAGGACUUACUGAGUGGGCAACAUUAUUCUAUUUUUGGUACCUUGUUCCGAAAUUGUUUCAAUGGUCAUGCAAGAUAUAUCGUGCAUGUUGGCUGUCAAGCUAUUGUAGAUCAACCUAGCAAGAUUAUUUGGCCAAUGAUUGAAGAUAGUAUCCAUACGCCAGCGAAAAAAGGAUUCCAGUUGGCGCCAGCAAUAUGGCCAAACAUGCAUAGUACGCUAAACAGUGAUCUUCAACAAAAUGAGACGGCGUUCAGUUUACCCAAUCAAUCAUCAUCCAGUGCUAUUUUGGCAUUCAAAGAAUCAUUGACCAAGGCGUCGACUGAACAAACACCACUUUUAUGUGAAAUGCAAAGAAACUAUGACAAGGCAUGGGCUGAACUACGUCUGGAUGUGGGUGCUCAUCUUUGUUAUGCUGAUCAAGAUGACCACUUUUAUUCUAAAACAGAUGCAGAUGCUAUCAAGAGCUAUUUUCAAGAUGAAUGUGUUCAAGCCAAUGUGUUAUACAUUGCUGGACUGAAUGAUAUUUUAGGCAAACUAAAGUCUCACCAAAAGAAUGGACCUGAAUUGUCGAUAUGGGUUGGACGCUUGGCUCGAUUGAUAUGUGAAGAAUCUAAAGAAUUACCUCGCUCCUUGGCAUUCUCCAUGAUGACAACAGAACAAGAUGACAAUACCCUAGAAUUGAAAAGUGGAGUUGGCAAAGAUCCUAUAUACCAACAAACACAAGAACGUUUUUACGCUAUUUAUCGCUCAGCAUAUGAAGAAUGGAUAGAAUUAAUCUGCAAUCAGUUUGAACAACAAUUGUCUUUGAUAUGGAAUUCAACUAUAUGGGAUGAUCGUUGUCCUUCGAUAUCAACAUGGGAACAUAUGGGUAAUGCAGAUGACAAGGACAAUCAAGAGGAUAUUGUGUUACCAACAAUGGCUACCAUCGCAAUCGAACGAGCCAUUUUUUAUGUUUGUGAACAAGUACAAAAUAUACAUAGCACUAGACUAGAUAAGCUUAUAUUACAAACAUUAUGCCAAGGUUUGCAUGGGAAACUUAUCAAGACAUUGGAAGCAUUUUUAGACAAGGACACGAUUGUCUUGACUGAAAAGGGUGCUCUUCAACUUUUAUUCGAUGUUUGCUUUUUGGAUCGUGUCUUACAAGAUCAUAUGUGUUCUGUGGCUUCUUUAUCAUUUGUCUCGAAAAUCAAAGAAAAGAUUGAUCCCAUCAACUGGGCUGUGUAUGAAUCUUCUUAUGAUGGCAAUGUUGAACGAUUCUAUCUAAAACAAAGUCUGCUAUUGGGCGUUUUGGUCAGAACAAAUAGUGAUACUUUCCAAAGGACGCGCAAAGCAAUGACAAACAAUCAACAACACUACAAUGUAUUACCUGUGGCAAAACAGAUAUCACGGUUUACAUUAUUACCUAUUGGGCAUGGAACUAGUAUUAGAACCCGAUGAUUAGCUCUAGUUGCAAUUAGAACAUAUUUUGAAAUAAACAAAAUGAAAUAGGAAUGACAGAGAUAUAUAAAUAAAUCCAAGUCUUC
This is a messenger RNA of Halteromyces radiatus, 2883 nucleotides long. RefSeq lists its product as uncharacterized. Gene Ontology annotation, cellular component: COG complex; Golgi apparatus. Gene Ontology annotation, biological process: intra-Golgi vesicle-mediated transport. The record is from RefSeq and is a predicted model, not a curated record. NCBI's taxonomy places the organism in Eukaryota, Fungi, Mucoromycota, Mucoromycetes, Mucorales, Cunninghamellaceae. The coding region runs from base 41 to 2797 and encodes 918 amino acids. The transcript has 15 exons.